Amorphotheca resinae ATCC 22711 is the source of this 894-nucleotide messenger RNA. RefSeq lists its product as hypothetical. Gene Ontology annotation, molecular function: RNA binding. Gene Ontology annotation, cellular component: nucleus. The transcript is spliced from 5 exons. Lineage: Eukaryota; Fungi; Ascomycota; Leotiomycetes; Helotiales; Amorphothecaceae. The coding region runs from base 1 to 894 and encodes 297 amino acids. The record is from RefSeq and is a predicted model, not a curated record.
AUGGCGGCCGCUGGAGGAGCUGCGAGUAUUAUUACUCAGGUUCAGCAGGGUGGUGCACCACCUCUGAAUACUCUUGGAGAUGUCGGUGCAGAUGAGCAUAUUACUAUGGACCUCCGGGGCACACGCUUCACUCUUUCACGCGAUGAACUCCUCACACUUCCCGAAUUCGUUCUCCUUUCCCUCUUCCCAAACGGGCUCCUACCCGAUGGACACCUAAAUGCAUACCACGAAGGCGAUGCCUUCCAAGUUGAUUACGACCCCGUCUCCUUACAAUACAUGCUCGAGUUCUUCCGCAAUGUUGCGCAGACGAUCCCAUCAGGAGGAAACUCCCCUUCUGCGGGCCCUGAAAUGGAUGCAGUGCCAAUUGAGCCGAUGCCGGGAUCAGCUAGAGAGAUGUUACAAGAUCGAGCAGGGAUAAUUGUUCUGCGAGAGGACUUGGACUUCUAUGUUAUACCCCCAUACGCGGAUAUCGAGCAACCGGAGAUGAUCGAGGUGAAGAGGGCAGCUGGAAGGGCACUGCUGAAGCAAGAUGGGAUUUUCUCUGGUCUGAGAAGGAGUGAGGAAUCAGGGACGACGGAGCAACACCUGAUUGAGAUGUUGACUGCGGGAGGAUUCAACCAUGAUGAUCGUUGGGGCCACCGAGCGAACGAGCCAAACAAGGCCGUCAUCUGCAGUCUCGCGCUCGCCAGGUUAAGAACCGAUAUCCGCGGGGGUGAGAUGGGGAACAACGCCGUGGGGAUGGCUCAGAAGCUGCUCCUCUUCUGGCGGAAACCCGCGCGCCGAUGCUGGUGGGAGGGCGUAGAACUCGAGGGUGUGGACGGUGUGCAGGGGAAGCUCAAGCUCUGGAUCCGGCGGGUAUGGACACUGGAGAUGAGCGUCAUCGGGCUGCGUUAA